AGCUGCACCGGUUUAUUGCACACUCGAUUAAAAGAAAAACGCCUUUCCUACGACAUAGCAGCAUAUGUCCCAAUUGCCAAAGUACACAUUAGAGUGUUAUUGUUGUUUUGUCACGCGGAUCGAGUCGUGUAAUCCAAACAAUGAUCCAGUAAUCUGCAAGUUUCUUUCUCUUAGCUUCUUGCCUCUAUUGUGUCACUUGGGUAAGCAGCAAAAGCAUGAACAAGCAGCGCAGGAACAGAAGAGACAUACCCGUUUCGUGCGUUGGAGUCAAAAAGCCGGUCAUUUCGGUGGUACAAUUUGCCUCGGGCUGCGCGCGGGCAGCCCCCAAGUGGGGGGGGACAGGUUAGGGCUGGGCUUGGUGACACCGAGUGAAAGCUUGUCUUUGGGCUACUGCGAUUGGAGAUGUUUCAAAUCGCAAGGUUCGACGAGGAUGCGUGUUCAAUGGAGUUCCCAUUACCAAAACGACGGAUGGUUGGGUGGUCUAUGUCAACCCUCUCUCUCUCUCUCUCCCUCCCUCCCUUUUUCUCCUCUCCUCCUUUUUUUCUUUUACUUGACUCUUUGUUCAUGUCCGACCAUUGAAAGCCUGCUUUUGCACCCUUCAGAAAACGCUAUCGUGCCCAUAUAAACUGUCCCAUCAAAGCACACCUACAUACCCUCCCUCCCUCCCUUCCCCCCCAACAAUCCCCAGGAGCACAGCAGCACAGCAGUAGCAGCAGUAGCAGCAGCACGCUCAUCACCCAUACAAGAACGAGCCAUUUAAGCCUAAACUGUGGUGGGCUGACUGAAUAAGACAUAGAACUUGUAGACAACGAGAGUGACAGAGCCAGAGAAAGGCCAACAAGCACGCU
Messenger RNA from Zychaea mexicana, 848 nucleotides. RefSeq lists its product as uncharacterized. The record is from RefSeq and is a predicted model, not a curated record. NCBI's taxonomy places the organism in Eukaryota, Fungi, Mucoromycota, Mucoromycetes, Mucorales, Lichtheimiaceae. The transcript has 2 exons. Bases 65 to 625 code for a protein of 186 amino acids.